Messenger RNA from Miscanthus lutarioriparius, 1344 nucleotides. The record is from the annotation of a GenBank genome assembly. NCBI's taxonomy places the organism in Eukaryota, Viridiplantae, Streptophyta, Magnoliopsida, Poales, Poaceae.
AUGGCCGGUUCGCGACGCCGCCGCCAACUCCAGCGGCAGAGGGAGAGGCAGCUGGCCGCCGCCGCCACCGCCGCAGCUGCCCCUGCCCCAGCUGGCCAGUUCCAGGUCCAACACCUCCCGUCCGAUCUGCUGUCCGAGAUCCACCACCGCCUCGCCUUCCUCACGCGCCUCGCCUUCGCCUCCGUCUGCGCCGCGUCGGGGCACCGCUUGAAGCCGGAGACGCCGUGGCUCAUCCUCCCUGCGGAGAACGAGGUCCUGUCCCUGGCCGACGGGGAGUCCGCCACCGUGCGCACCUCUGACGUCGCUAUGCGCGGCCACGUCGCCAUCGGCUCCUCGGGCGGGUGGCUCGUGACGGCCGACGACCGGGGCGCCCUGCGCAUGACCAACCCGGCCACGGGCGCGCACGCCGACCUGCCGGCCAUCACCACCAUCCCGUUCAUCCACCCGGUCUCCGGCGGCCACUGGUUCUGCCUCCACGUGGAACCCUUCCUUCAGGUCCGCUUCGGAGGCCAACCCCCACCCCCGACGACGGAACGCAGAGACGACUUUUCGAGGGGGAGGACGUACACGGUCACGGCCGCCCAGAUGCGACAGGUGUUCUACCGCAAGGUCGUCCUCUCGGAAUCGCCGCGCCCGAACAGCUACGCCGCCAUGCUCAUCAUGGACCGGUGCACCGGCGCCCCGGCCUUCGCGACGGCGGAGGACCCCUCGUGGAGGAUGGCGCGCUCCCCCGACGCCGUCGAGGACGCCAUACACCACGACGGCCGCUUCCUGUCCAUCACCUACACCGGCCGCGUCGAGGCGUGGCAGCGCGACGCCGUGACCGGCGAGUUCACCAGCGGUGAGGUCGCGCCGAGGCUGGCUUACGAGGACAAGCACCUGCGCCGCAAGUACCUCGCGGCGUCGACGGAGGGGCGGCUGAUGGCCGUGCUCAAGCACGCUAAGGAGGAAGAUAAUGACGAUCGCUACUCCAGGGGCAAGCGCACUCGCGUUUUCUUCAAGGUCCAGAUACUGGACCGCGUCAAGGGCCGGUGGGAGGAGGAGGCGGACAUCGGCGACACCGCGCUCUUCGUCGGCGUCAACGGGUCGCUGUGCCUGUCGACGAGGAAUCACCAGGGCAUCAGGCCUGGCUGCGUCUACUUCACCGACGACGAGGUCGGGGCUUUCUGCCUGAAGAAAGCCAACUGCCAGGAGAGAUCCUAUUCCUACGGCCAAGCCGACGACCCCGAGCUCAGAGACGUUGGCCUCUAUAACCUAAAGGCCGGCAGGGUAGAGACUAUACCCGCGCUCGGCGAGCAUCAGCUAUGGCCGCCGCCGGCGUGGUUCACGCCUUCCUUCCUGUGA